This is a messenger RNA of Aspergillus bombycis, 3912 nucleotides long. Its product is annotated as 1,4-alpha-glucan branching enzyme GLC3. NCBI's taxonomy places the organism in Eukaryota, Fungi, Ascomycota, Eurotiomycetes, Eurotiales, Aspergillaceae. Gene Ontology annotation, molecular function: 1,4-alpha-glucan branching enzyme activity; polygalacturonase activity; cation binding. The coding region runs from base 1 to 3912 and encodes 1303 amino acids. The record is from RefSeq and is a predicted model, not a curated record. Gene Ontology annotation, biological process: glycogen biosynthetic process. The transcript has 13 exons. Gene Ontology annotation, cellular component: cytoplasm.
AUGGUUCUCUUAUUAGAGAUUGCUCUUCUCGCUCAUGCGCUACCAUCCUUCUUGCUGCCUCCUCACGCUCACCUUUUUUUUCUCCAGUUCCCGCUCAGCAAGAUGCGGAUCAAUACAUUGUCGUUGUUUUCUCUCGUGAGUCUGGUACCUACCCUUGCGGUGGCCAGCCUUUCUGGAUCUGUGGGACCAUUAACAUCGUCUUCGACUAAAGCCGCCACGAAGACUUGCAAUGUCCUCGAUUAUGGAGCUAAAGCUGAUAAGACCACCGAUCUUGGGCCCCCUCUGGCAUCUGCGUUCACCGACUGCAAAUCUGGCGGUUUGGUUUAUGUGCCGUCGGGAGAUUAUGCAUUAUCAACUUGGGCCAGAUUGAGUGGCGGUAAGGCAUGGGCACUGCAGAUUGAUGGAACCAUCCACCGUACCGGCACAGACGGUGGAAACAUGAUCUUUAUUGAACAUUCCAGUGAUUUUGAGCUCUUCAGCAGCACAUCGUCGGGUGCCAUGCAGGGCUUGGGCUAUGAGUACCACAAGGAUAACAAAUGGAGCGGGCCUCGUCUUUUGCGACUCUAUGAUGUUACAGAUUUCUCGGUUCAUGACUUCAUCCUUGUCGAUGCCCCUGCUUUCCACUUUUCCCUGGAUACUUGCACCAACGGUGAAGUAUAUAACAUGGCAAUUCGUGGUGGUAACCACGGUGGCUUGGAUGGUGUUGACGUUUGGUCAACGAACGUCUGGAUUCAUGACAUCGAGGUAACGAACAAGGAUGAGUGUGUCACAGUCAAGAGCCCUUCUAAGAACAUCUUGGUUGAGAAUAUCUACUGCAACUGGAGCGGCGGAUGUGGUAUGGGCUCUCUUGGAAAGGAUACCGAUAUCAGUGAUAUCACUUACCGGAACAUCUACACCUGGAACUCCAACAACAUGAUGUUCAUCAAGAGCAACGGCGGUAGUGGCUCCGCGACUAAUCUGCUGUUUGAGAACUUCAUCGGCCAUGGAAAUGCCUACUCGUUCGAUAUUGACAGCUAUUGGGCCAGUAUGAGCUCUCAGGGGGGAAAUGGUGUGGAACUGAGCAACGUCACUCUCAGAAACUGGAAGGGAACUGAGGAGAAUGGUGCUGCAAGAGGACCUAUCAAGAUUGUUUGCCCCGACGGCGCCCCUUGCUACGAUAUCACCAUUGACUUUGCCAUGUGGACCGAGGACAGCUCCAGGCAGCGUCAAUGGUACUCUUGCCGCAACGCUUAUGGUGCUGGAUUUUGUCUCAAAUCAGGCUCUAACCACGUUGCUUAUGAGGCGACCACGACCACAGUCUCCAGCGCCCCAUCUGGCUAUUCGGCGGCAACAAUGGCUGCCGAUCUCAAGACCGACUUCGGUAUUACAGCCUCCAUUCCAAUCCCGACCAUCCCCACCUCCUUCUACCCUGGAGCGACUCCUUACAGUGCUUUGAUGGCCAACAAAGGCUCAACAGCGAAGGUCCGGGCGGUUGUGGCGUCCUCUAAGCCGACAUCGGUUGUUGAGGCGACCUCCACCGCGGCCGAGCAACAGACGUCCACUAGCACACCAGCUCCUCCUGCGGCCACUGAGCAGCCUUCCCAGCAAUCUUCGCAGCAACCCUCUGAACAGUCUACCGGUGAGGUUGGUGGCUGUCCGUUCGGAAAUGACAAGCCAGCACCCACAGGCCCUCCUCGUUUCUUUCUCUUCCCCUUCUGCAUUCUCCCCAACCAUUGCCUACUUUUUCUGCCUGCAAUUCCUGGUGGUAGUGUUAGGUUCAAACUAUCUCAAUUUGCUUCGUUGGAUCUCAGUAACAAGGUUCUGUACCUGAUUGAGCCUUAUCAGUUCCUGCCAGCUGCCGGAAUGGGUUCCUCCCAAGCUGCGGAUAGCUCCCCGCUGGACGGCACAGGUGUCAUACAGCUGGACCCUUGGCUGGACCCUUUUCGGGAUGCUUUGAAGCAAAGGUUCAGUUUCGUUGAAGGCUGGGUGAAGACCAUCAAUGAGACAGAAGGGGGUCUUGAAACGUUCAGCAAGGGCUACGAGACGUUUGGCCUCAACGUUCAAUCCAAUGGUGACAUUGUGUACAGAGAAUGGGCUCCAAAUGCUGUGCAAGCGCAACUGGUUGGUGAAUUCAACAAUUGGGAUGUGACGGCCCACCCAAUGACAAAGAAUGACUUUGGUGUCUGGGAGGUUACGGUGCCAGCAAUUAGCGGGGCCCCAGCUAUUCCCCAUGAUAGUAAGAUCAAAAUUUCAAUGGUAACCCCCAGUGGAGAGCGAAUCUAUCGGAUUCCAGCAUGGAUCAAGCGUGUGGUGCAAGAUCUCAGUGUAUCACCUACAUAUGAGUCGGUCUUCUGGAAUCCUCCAGCCGAAAAACAAUAUAAGUUCCAGCAUCCCCGCCCUAAGAGGCCGGAGAGUCUCCGAAUUUAUGAGGCACAUGUGGGGAUUUCAUCACCAGAAACUAAGGUUGCAACCUACAAAGAGUUCACUUCCAACAUGCUCCCUCGGAUUAAAUAUCUGGGGUACAAUGCAAUUCAACUAAUGGCCAUCAUGGAGCACGCUUACUACGCCAGCUUCGGGUACCAAAUCAAUAACUUUUUCGCAGCGAGCAGCCGCUAUGGUACACCUGAAGACCUAAAGGAGCUCGUCGAUAAAGCCCACAGCAUGGGCCUAGUGGUGCUCCUCGAUGUCGUCCACAGCCAUGCGUCGAAGAACGUGCUCGAUGGGUUGAACAUGUUCGACGGCACAGACCACCUAUACUUCCACGGUGGUGAUAAGGGUCGACAUGAGUUGUGGGAUAGUCGUUUGUUUAACUACGGUAAUCAUGAGGUUCUGCGCUUCCUUCUGAGUAACUUGCGCUUUUGGAUGGAAGAGUAUGGAUUUGAUGGUUUCCGCUUCGAUGGAGUCACAAGUAUGCUUUACACCCAUCACGGAAUUGGAACAGGCUUUUCCGGAGGGUACCAUGAGUAUUUUGGCUCUUCUGUCGAUGAAGAAGGUGUGAUGUAUCUGACUCUUGCUAACGAAAUGCUCCAUAACAUCUAUCCCAACUGUAUCACAGUAGCGGAAGAUGUCUCUGGGAUGCCGGCGCUCUGUUUGCCACAUUCUCUCGGCGGAGUCGGCUUUGACUACCGCCUCGCCAUGGCCGUCCCAGACAUGUAUAUCAAACUCUUGAAAGAGAAGGAGGACGACGAGUGGGACAUAGGAAACCUGUCCUUCACGUUGACAAACAGACGCCAUGGCGAGAAGACGAUUGCAUACGCAGAAAGCCACGAUCAAGCGCUUGUCGGCGAUAAAACCCUCAUGAUGUGGCUCUGCGAUAAAGAAAUGUACACACACAUGUCCGUGCUGACAGAGUUCACCCCCAUCAUUGAACGAGGCAUGGCCUUGCACAAGAUGAUCCGACUAGUCACGCAUGGUCUUGGGGGUGAGGGCUACCUCAACUUCGAAGGUAAUGAGUUCGGACACCCGGAAUGGCUCGACUUCCCCCGAGAAGGAAACAAUAACUCCUUCUGGUACGCACGACGCCAGCUAAAUCUGACCGAGGACCACCUUCUUCGGUAUAGAUUCCUCAAUGAAUUCGACCGUGCUAUGCAAUUGACAGAAGAAAAAUACGGAUGGCUCCAUUCGCCCCAGGCAUAUAUCAGCCUGAAGAACGAGGCCGAUAAGGUCCUCGUCUUUGAGCGGGCAGGUCUUCUUUGGAUUUUCAACUUCCACCCAACCAACAGCUUCACCGACUACCGUGUUGGCGUUGAGCAAGCAGGCACGUACCGUAUCAUUCUCGACACUGAUGACUCUGCAUUCGGUGGUCUAAACCGCAAUCUUAAGGAGACACGGUUCUUUACCACUGAUUUAUCGUGGAAUGGCCGGAGCAACUUCCUCCAAGUCUACAUCCCCACCAGGACCGCACUAGUCUUGGCCUUAGAGGAAACACUGUAG